Ixodes scapularis (black-legged tick) is the source of this 294-nucleotide messenger RNA. RefSeq lists its product as uncharacterized. Lineage: Eukaryota; Metazoa; Arthropoda; Arachnida; Ixodida; Ixodidae. The transcript has 4 exons. The record is from RefSeq and is a predicted model, not a curated record. Bases 1 to 294 code for a protein of 97 amino acids.
AUGCAGCUCGUAGUUUUCGCCGUGGCGCUUAUUCUACCAUCUUUUCUAAGCGGGGAAACCUUCUCUCGUACCACCGAAAUGUCUGACGAAUGCGGGAUCUAUAUUUUAGAAGGCGGAGACCGUGAAUGCUAUAAGCACGAAUCUGGUUACCGUGACUUUGAUGAAUAUACAUGCACUUUGACAUGCACAGAUGGAGAAAAGACGAAGUUGCCAUUCAAUGUUUGCUCGCCUGGUGAAAUGAGCUGCACUCCAGAUGUGGCGAAAAAGCUUAAAGAUUGGGUAUUUAGUAUGUGA